Neocloeon triangulifer is the source of this 1493-nucleotide messenger RNA. RefSeq names its product dnaJ homolog shv (gene shv). Gene Ontology annotation, biological process: protein folding; protein maturation. Gene Ontology annotation, cellular component: endoplasmic reticulum. The transcript is spliced from 7 exons. Lineage: Eukaryota; Metazoa; Arthropoda; Insecta; Ephemeroptera; Baetidae. Gene Ontology annotation, molecular function: misfolded protein binding. The record is from RefSeq and is a predicted model, not a curated record. The coding region runs from base 127 to 1197 and encodes 356 amino acids.
CUCGGCAAAUUGUUAUGCUGUCUUGACGUCCCGUGUAUUCUGCUCCACAGAUCGAGUGAAGAGCACCGUUUUCAAGUUUUCAAGAGGUUUCUGAUGACAAGGUGAACGACAAAACGAGCAGAAGAAAUGUGGCUUUGGAGCGUAAUUAGUCUGAAUGUGAUAUUUAGCUUGGUCACCGUCCUCGCGGGCCGCGACUUUUAUUCAAUUCUGGGAGUCAGCCGAAGUGCCAACACAAAUCAGAUCAAGAAGGCGUACAGAAAGCAGGCCAAAGAACUGCAUCCUGAUCACAACAAGGACGACCCUGACGCGAACCAAAAGUUCGCGGAUCUCGGAGCAGCUUACGAGGUUCUUUCAGACAAAGAGAAGCGAGAACUUUAUGACAGAUGUGGCGAAGAUUGCCUCAAAAAGGAUGGGAUGAUGGGCGGAAACCAGGACCCGUUUGCCAGCUUUUUCGGGGAUUUCGGCUUCCACUUCGGAGGAGGCCACAGUGAGCACAAUGAGAUUCCGCGAGGUGCCAACUUAGUCAUGGACCUGUGGGUCUCCCUUGAAGAAUUGUACUCGGGAAACUUUGUUGAGAUUACGAGGAAUAAACAUGUAAUCAAGCCUGCUCAAGGCACGCGAAAGUGCAACUGUCGCCAAGAAAUGGUGACCAGACAUUUAGGACCAGGACGAUUCCAAAUGACGCAGCAGCAAGUCUGCGACGAAUGUCCGAAUGUCAAAUUAGUAAAUGAAGAGAGGAUAUUAGAAGUUGAAGUCGAGCCCGGUAUGACUGACGGCCAAGAACAAAAGUUCGUAGCCGAGGGUGAACCACACCUCGAUGGCGAACCGGGAGACUUGAUUUUGAGAAUAAAAACCACGCCUCAUGCAAAGUUUGAGCGGAGAGGUGACGACCUGUACACCAACAUUACUCUCUCCUUACAAGACGCGCUGGUCGGGUUUAGUUUGGACAUUGAGCACUUGGAUGGGCACAAAGUCACCGUGAGCAGAGACAAAGUAACUUGGCCUGGUGCGAGAAUCAGGAAGAAGGGCGAGGGGAUGCCCAACUACGAAAACAAUAACCUCCACGGCACUCUUUUCAUCACCUUUGAUGUCGAGUUCCCCAAGACAGAACUGAGCACAGAAGACAAAGAAGCAAUAAAGAAAAUAUUAAACCAAAGUUCCAACAACAACGUGUACAACGGUCUGAGGGGCUACUAGUGAGCAAACCAGCUCGGGACAUCAGUGACAAAACACUGGAGAACUGAUCUCUUGGUGGACUGAGUAAUCUGCCAAAUUGGACAUUUUGGUGUUUCGUCAUUGGCUUAUCUGAGAACAUAAUGUUGUCGGAUAGCAUUCAGUGGCUGUUGACCUUUGUUGCCCUUCCAGAUCAAUCAAUCACGUCUUGAGUUGUUGUUUUACUUUCUUAAAUAGUUGUUGAAACUUCAAAAAUAAUGUAUAUGUGCAGUGUGUGAAUGUUUGUACAAGAAUAAAUUAUUGAGAAAAAAUUUAAGCAU